Molecule: messenger RNA, 3524 nt
Organism: Lytechinus variegatus (green sea urchin)
Lineage: Eukaryota; Metazoa; Echinodermata; Echinoidea; Temnopleuroida; Toxopneustidae
Product: atrial natriuretic peptide receptor 3-like
Exons: 1
Coding region: 1009-1800 (263 amino acids)
Molecular function (GO): peptide hormone binding; signaling receptor activity
Source: RefSeq, a predicted model, not a curated record
UAAUGGGGGAGAUUGCAGAGCGUGCGGUCGUAUGACUGGUAGAGAACGCUCUUUCUUGCAUAUCAUUAUCAACGCAUUUCGUUUGUUUCAUAUCAAUGGGGAGAACAAACCUAGGCGAUGAAGAAAAGAGUCAAUGAUGAGGCUAAAGUACACUGGCGACAACAUUCCAACAGGGUUUUUAUUGCGUGAGGAAUAUAAGGGUCAAAUGUCAAGUUUUCUGCAAAUAUUGCUCACAGAUUCAAUAUCAGCGAGUCAAUAAAAACUAACGGGAUCAAAUCCUCCCCACAAUUAUGGCAGUCACAUUCAGUCUAGGUCGGCCACUUCAUAUCACCUUCCAACGGUGGUUUCCAUGCUUAAUUCUUUGUUUAUCUAGAACUAUCAGGACAAAGCUAGAUCACAGCAUAUGUCUAAGUUUAUUUAAUAAAUCACAUGUUUCCUAACCAAAAUAGUCGAAUAGUAUUCGGGCAUAGAAAACAAAUCUAGACAUCUUAUUUUAAACAAUGAUUUGUUUUCUACUCUGUUCAUUGCAACUUUAUAAUCUGACUAAAGACAUUGAAAUAAGAAUGCGAUCAUUGUCACCACUUUAAAUAGAUAUGUUUGGACAUAUCCGCAUGCGUGUAAUUUCAAAGCCCCCUUUAAUGACCAUACAAGCUAAUGCAUUCAGUGAGUGCACGCCUCAUUCGGUGAGAGAUGUAUACUACUUUUAAUAAAGCAUGAAUCAGAGUUUCUACGUAACAUGGAUUAAAUGAGAUCUCUCGAACGAAAACCAACUCUUCUGUAAUAAACAUUUAAUUAGGAAUUUUUGGAGCAAUAGCGCACCCGCAUUGUACAAUUAGUCCAAGUUUGGCUGCUUGUUAUAUUGCCUACAAUACCACACCGUUGGUUCAAUCGACGCUCGCUCAGCUCUCCCGAUCAUUUGUCAUUGAGACUACGAUUUGAACGGACGCAUUCUCGCUGUCACGCUACCUGUGUCAUUUAUAACUAUGUGGACACAACUCUGGAACUAACAUGAGACUCUUACAAGGAUUAAACAAGCCUGGAUUUAGCAUGGCAAAUAUUCGAUGUUUUGUGCACUUUUGUUUCACAUUUGUUUCAGUGUUUGAUGUUAGCUACUGUACAAUACCUGCUGAAAAGACAAUGACAUGGGGUGUUAUGUUACCUAAUUAUUACUUAGCAACUGAAGCUCAUAAUGAUAAACCAUGGUUACCUUCAGGUCGUCACUAUCCUUAUCACCUGCAAAUGGUGAUUCCUGCUUUGAGAAUAGCACUAGAGAAGAUAGAAGCAGCAGAUUAUCUACAUGGCUGGAAUGUAACAUUGCAAGUAGAAGACAGUCAUUGUUUUUCUGGAACUACUCAGUUCUUAGCAGCUGAUAUGAAGGUAGAAUCUAAAGUAUAUGCUUAUAUCGGACCAGUUUGCGAGUAUGCCCUGCUUCCAGUACAUAGGUUUGCUCAACGAUGGAAUAUACCCCUCAUUACAGUGGGAGCACAAUCAGUCAAUUACCAACACUCCAAAAUCAUAACCAAGUUUAUGCCUCCUCAUUCACAUGUUGGAAGAAUAAUUCUUGAAGUUUGGAAUACAUUCGAGUGGCAGAGAGGGAUAUUUCUCUAUCAUUUCAAUGAUAGGGGCAUGCAGGACCCCUUGUUCAUGGCUGGGGCAAGUUAUCAAUAUCUCAAAAAUGCUGGGCUGAAUUUUACACACGAGCGUUUUGAUGAAUUCUCUCAAGUUGACUAUGUAGAACUCCUUGAGAGAGCGGUAAUACCACAAACAUCAGGUAAGUACCACAUUCAGGUUAGGGAAUAACAACAUAUAUAUAUUUACAUACAGAAUUACAACAUAUUGUGUUUACUACUUGAUCAUUCGUUUUUAUUUUAUGAACUUUUGUAGACGUACGAUAUUUAUCUGAGUGAUUUCUGGUGGCAUCGCCAGUAGGGACAUUGUUUACACAAGUUUAAUUACCAAUUAUCACGAUUAACGUAAGCUGCCAUAUAACCUGCGACUAAAUUACACUGAGCUGUCAGAUAACGGUCGUUUGUUUUUCUCUGUUCUGCAUAUCUAGCAUACUACCGAUUAGGUACAGUCAUACAUUGCCGUGACUUACGACCUUCCAUUGGACUCUUAUUUGAUUAAAUAGACUUAAAGUGAUCCCCCAUUGAAUAAUGACCGAUACUAAUAGCUAUAUCACCAUUUUGUUGGAGCAUAAGUAAUGAUUUGAAAGGCCAGUGUCAACUUUCUAAACCGAUCGAACCGAACCGCAUUGUCAUAGAGAGGCAAUAUUUGGAGUGCGGCUAAAGGAGAUCAUUAAAAUAGUAUUAUUUUUAUUAAAAAUCGUUAAAAAAAAAUCAAAUGCACAUUAGUUGCCGGAGAAAAAAAACCAUGACUUGACAUUGGGAGCAGCAUAGUCUGUUAUUUUGUCAAUAUAAACAUGCCAAGUUUCCGAUUACUUUUCAUUUGAUAUUUCCCAUAUUCUCUAUUGCUGUAAGAAAGAAUGAAAUGUGAUAUGGACAAGAUACAUACGUUGACGCCACCAUGAAAGUACGGACAUGCACAUGCAUGGGGAUCAAUGCCAGGACAAUCGAAUUCGACUUCUAACUAUUAAAGAACAUGGAAGAAAUAUAUGCCGAAUCAUGAAUGGCAUUUUGUUAAGUGAGACAGAGAAAUACUGGGAUACUUUGGAAGAUUUUGUUGAACCAUAAUUUUCAGAAAUUGGAGUAUUCAUUACAGAGUGUCCAUCCUUUCCUUGACUCUCACGUUACCCUUUUUAUGCAUAAUUCUGAAUACGACGCGAAACCUCCAUGCGGACGACAUGUAAGAUAGAUGGGUAGUAUUGACUUAAAAUAAGAAAUAAUGUGCGUGUGAAGGUUAGAGAUAGGAGUAUAGUGAAGUAAUAAUGCUAGGAAGAAAAGAAAAUGUUGAUGGUAGUAAUUGUCAAAGCGGCAUGGUACUUCAGCAGUCUAGUCUGAGGAUUACAACGAAGGUCAUCGUAUACCUUUAUACUACAUAAUACCGACUCCACUAUUCUACUCACGACAAUCAAUAAUACUACAAUAAAAUUCAAGAUUCACAUAUUCACCACUGCUUUGAGUAAUUGGAAAAGGUGUUAAGAAAACAAAAAUCAUUAGGGUGUAUCCAUGGCAUGAAGGAUAAAGCUUAAGGAACCCUACCACUUUUCCCUAAAGUCAUGCUUCGAUGCUAUUUUACGGUUAGUGCUAAGCUUAUUUUUAUAGUACAUACAAUGAAUCUGUUUCAUUUUUUGACGCUCUGGACUAUACAAUCAUCAGCAAUUUAGACAGAAGAAUAGAAAAGGUCGUCCUUCGCCGAUCAUAUGAGGCGUAACACGACUGAGAGGGCGACACGACAUUUGCUCCUGCGACAAUUGCUCCAGGCUUUAUUUCGUCUAACAUGUAUGGUUAGGGUAGGGUUGCAAUAUGGUUUUAUUUUAGGUUAAAGGUUAGGUUUAUGAUAUAGUGUUCUAUCCAGGGUUGAAGUUGACAUUCACAGCGGAGCAAUUGUCGUCGGAGCAAAUG